GUGUCCGACAAGGGCUGGUUUUGGUCGGCCUGCUUGAGAAGGAGAAACGGAGCGACAAAGGGUCGAAAAUGUGAGUGUUGGAGGCUAAUAUAUGAGCGGAAGUGGCAAAAUAAGUGACGAAGGCCUGACUUGAAAUCUGGCUUGAAAACACAUGGCUCAAAAAGAAAUUGAAGAAAAUUACUGGUGUUUAACUUGCAAACGGGUUUCUUUUCUUCAAAUUACAUACGCGCCGGCGGUCUUUCAAAUAAGUACUUAUACGACGACGACCUGCACCUAGUAGAGUCGUGGCUGACGGGGCUACCUCGAGAAUUACUAGGAUCAUUAGUAGAGCAGUACCAGUAACGCGCGAAAGCGAAUACGAGUACCGCUGCUGGAACUUCUUCUUCGUUCUUACAACUAAUAUUUAUACGUUUCUUAGAGAUAUGACAUGAUUUUAGAGGCCUGUCAUAUCUCGUUCUUACACCUCUUUCUUGUGCCUUGCUUUUGAUUUUGUCCGUGUUCCUCACACAAUCAAUUAGGCUGUCGCCUAUAGUAAUUCCUCUCUGUCUGUGUCAAAUCUCUGUGUUGCUUGUGCUUGCGCGUUUUCCUUUGUUGAGGUAUCAUGCUCUGGUUUGAGUGAUAAGAUCUGAGUGUCGCCUUGUGUCCUGCGUCCUCUGAUGAGAUAAGCAUCCACUUUUCAAAAAGAGAGUGGACAGCCAAUGUCUAGCCUUCUAAGUCGCUUAACUUUAUUAAGCAACUAAACGCAAAAAAUCGUCUGACAAUAUUUGAGUAGCCUCCUCCCAUAGCAGGACUGUCAUAAGUUUUCCCCCUUUCUCUGAGGUGUGCUGCACAUCUAGAUUGGCUUCUUCCUUUACAUAAGGUUGAGGUUUAGGCCCAGCGGCGCUCAAAGCACUAAAUAAAACAACAGGUUAGCUUUUACCUCUAGCGUUUAGCCCUUCCAACGAACUAAUAUACGUUUCUUCUUCUGAACAUUGAAAUUCUAAGACUCUUGUCACCGAUUGCAGAAAAUGCAACUGCUGUGCGAAGCUGUGAUGAAGCGAGCGAGCGUCUGGCUUGUGCGUUUUUCCGAUCCUUCGAUGUGCUUGGUAUCUAUUUUUACUUCUUGGUAAUGACUGUAACAAAUUAGCCUUUGUUCUUUCAUCAUUCAUACUUAUUAUACAGCGAGAGCGAGGAACGAAACCAAGGUCUUAAUCCUCCAAUCUUGAAACUCAGAUUCUUGCGGAGAUUGGAUUGCUUCUCUUGUGGGGCUGUGCCUGCGCAAACGCUUUCUAUCUAAUGGAUGACGGCCGGAGCCAAGAAGCUGAGAAAAGUGGGAAUUUUUGAAUUUUUCGAGUAGCGUGGAAGGCAACUUGUUGCCGUGUAAAGGCAAUCAGAAGCAAUAUUGCUUUGCGUGAAAUUUAUAGAGAAAAUAUCCUGUGCAAGUGUAACUAAGGGCAAGUUCUUGUAUAAUUAUUGCGUUAGUCUCGAUAAUGUGUCGACGACGUUUACCUGUUUGAAAUUUGAAAGUUGUUUAUCUUCUUCAUCACUAUCACAUCACUAGUAUCACAACCGGCUGUACUAGUUGAACUUCGAAAUGUUAGCAACAAAAGUACUUCACAAGUGAUUAAGUAAUAAGUAACCAGUCAACACGCAUGAUUUGUAUCGUUAUUACCGACGCCAUCAGUAAAGCAAGGUGUCUUGUGUUAGGUGAAGAUGCUGCGGGAAUAUAGAUAAUGAGAAUGUACAGACCUGACAUGAUUGUAAUAAGCAUAUUGAGGCAUCACAUAAUAUUGUCAAAGUCAUCGAAGUAUUACAAGCAUGUCAUAUAAUUCGAUGUAGUGCGCCGAUGGGUUUUGUCUACUACAACGUAUUGUUUCUCCUAUCCAAUAUUGCACAGUCAGAGAGAAAUUGAAGGUAAGAUUUGUUUUGUCGUUUUGUCUUCAUUGAUUUUUACUCUUGCACCUGCUAUUAAAUUUGUCGUUGAUGAUUGAGCAUGCGCGAUGGUGCAUCAACGUGUACAAACAAACAUUCUCGACCAGUCUUCUUCACGACAGCAGUCGUAGAAAUAGUGGUCGUGUGCCGCGCCGCCGCCUCGUAAUAACGACUCCAUCCUGUGCCAUCUUAUCCACACAGGAUGAAGUCGUUAUUACGAGGCGUUAGUACAUGUAUAUAUACAAGAGGUAAACCAAAACGCUAUAGGCUUUUCCUAUAGGAGCCCUAUAGGAGGCUCUAUAGGAAACGCCUAUUAGGGCCUUCGUAUAGGGACCCCCUAUAGGACCCCGUAUUUGAGACCACGGACUUAUAGGAAGCCCUAUAGGCAUCUCUAUAGGCAGCCCUAUAAGGAACCCUAUAAGGAACGCCGCCGCCUCGUAAUAACGACUCCAUCCUGUGCCAUCUUAUCCACACAGGAUGAAGUCGUUAUUACGAGGCGUUAGUACAUGUAUAUAUACAAGAGGUAAACCAAAACGCUAUAGGCUUUUCCUAUAGGAGCCCUAUAGGAGGCUCUAUAGGAAACGCCUAUUAGGGCCUUCGUAUAGGGACCCCCUAUAGGACCCCGUAUUUGAGACCACGGACUUAUAGGAAGCCCUAUAGGCAUCUCUAUAGGCAGCCCUAUAAGGAACCCUAUAAGGAACGCCGCCGCCUCGUAAUAACGACUCCAUCCUGUGCCAUCUUAUCCACACAGGAUGAAGUCGUUAUUACGAGGCGUUAGUACAUGUAUAUAUACAAGAGGUAAACCAAAACGCUAUAGGCUUUUCCUAUAGGAGCCCUAUAGGAGGCUCUAUAGGAAACGCCUAUUAGGGCCUUCGUAUAGGGACCCCCUAUAGGACCCCGUAUUUGAGACCACGGACUUAUAGGAAGCCCUAUAGGCAUCUCUAUAGGCAGCCCUAUAAGGAACCCUAUAAGGAACGCCGCCGCCUCGUAAUAACGACUCCAUCCUGUGCCAUCUUAUCCACACAGGAUGAAGUCGUUAUUACGAGGCGUUAGUACAUGUAUAUAUACAAGAGGUAAACCAAAACGCUAUAGGCUUUUCCUAUAGGAGCCCUAUAGGAGGCUCUAUAGGAAACGCCUAUUAGGGCCUUCGUAUAGGGACCCCCUAUAGGACCCCGUAUUUGAGACCACGGACUUAUAGGAAGCCCUAUAGGCAUCUCUAUAGGCAGCCCUAUAAGGAACCCUAUAAGGAACGCCGCCGCCUCGUAAUAACGACUCCAUCCUGUGCCAUCUUAUCCACACAGGAUGAAGUCGUUAUUACGAGGCGUUAGUAUACCACUGAAGAACAAGUAACCUCACCGAAACCAAUUUUG
This is a messenger RNA of Amoebophrya sp. A25, 3281 nucleotides long. NCBI's taxonomy places the organism in Eukaryota, Dinophyceae, Syndiniales, Amoebophryaceae. The record is from the annotation of a GenBank genome assembly.